GGUAUAUAUCCGUCAGGCUCCAAUCCCACCUUCUCGCCAGUGGAAUUUCAUCUCAGCUUCUGCACCUUCAGGGCAGACGAGAACAUAAAAUAAGCAAAAGCUGGCAGGCUGACGGGAACUCACACGUUUACAGGACGGAUUAUCUGGUAACUGACCAUUUAGCUGUGGCACACUCGGACUCCGUGUUAACGUGGGAUUUUGACCAUGAGCUCAGUCGCUGUACUUACGCAGGAAAGCUUCAACGAGCACCGUAACGGGCUCUUGCCAGAGCAGAGUGGUGCUGCUGGAGCAGGACCCGCUGCUGGAGAGGAAGAAGAUGCCCUUCCUACUUACAAGGACGCUUUCCCACCUCUGCCUGAGAAGGCUGCCUCACCUGAGGGGACCCAGGAAACCACCAAUGCCUGGGCUUCAAAGAUCCGUCCUCUCAAGUCUUCAGUUAUCACCCAGGUUUUCCAUGUGCCGCUAGAGGAGCGCAAGUACAAGGACCUCAACCAGUUUGGGGAAGGAGACCAAGCGAAGGUCUGUGUGGACAUCAUGCAUAAGACUGGAGCCCACCUGGAACUCUCCUUGGCAAAAGAUCAGGGUCUUUCCAUCAUGGUUUCUGGAAAGCUAGAUGCCGUGAUGAAGGCCCGUAAGGAGAUUGUGUCCCGACUGCAGACUCAGGCCUCAGCUACUGUCGCUAUCCCCAAGGAACACCAUCGUUUUGUCAUCGGCAAAAAUGGGGAGAAGCUUCAGGAGCUUGAGCUCAAGACCGCCACCAAAAUUCAGAUCCCACGACCUGACGACCCCAGCAACCAGAUCAAGAUCUCUGGUACCAAGGAGGGCCUGGAGAAGGCAAAGCAUGAGAUCCUGCUGAUCUCAGCUGAGCAGGACAAGCGUGCUGUGGAGAGGGUGAAUAUUGACAAGGUGUACCACCCGUUCAUCACCGGUGCCUACAAUAAGCUCGUAGGAGAGAUGAUGCAGGAGACCGGUGCCCGCAUUAAUGUCCCCCCUCCAAGUGUGAACAAAACGGAGAUUGUCAUCACUGGGGAAAAGGAACAGGUGGCCCUUGCUGUGGCUAUGAUCAAGAAGAUUUCUGAAGACAAGAAGAAGAAUGCCACCACCAUUGCCGUGGAGGUGAAGAAGUCUCAGCACAAAUAUGUGAUUGGCCCCAAGGGAAACACCCUGCAGGAGAUUCUGGAUAGAACUGGCGUCUCAGUUGAGAUCCCACCGUCUGACAGCAGCUCAGAAACUGUCAUCCUUCGUGGGGAACCGGACCGUCUCGGUCAGGCCCUCACUGAGGUUUACGCCAAGGCAAACAGCUACACUGUUUCCUCGGUCUCAGCUCCGUCUUGGCUUCAUCGUUUCAUUAUUGGCAAGAAGGGGCAAAACUUGGCCAAGAUUACCCAACAAAUGCCCAAGGUGCACAUUGAGUUCACUGAGGGAGAAGAUAAAAUCACCCUGGAGGGUCCCACCAAAGAUGUACAGAUGGUGCAGAGCCAGAUUGAAGCCAUUGUUACAGAUUUGGUGAGCCGGAUGGACUAUGCAGAAAUAAGUGUGGAUCCCAAAUUCCACAGACACCUGAUUGGCAAAGGAGGUGUUAACAUCAACCGCAUCAAAGAGCUGCACAAAGUGACUGUCCGCAUCCCACCCGACAAUGAGAAAAGUAACCUGAUUCGCAUUGAGGGGGAUCCCCAGGGUGUCCAGGAAGCCAAGAAGGAGCUGCUUGAGCUUGCGUCACGCAUGGAGAACGAGCGUACAAAGGACCUGAUCAUUGAACAGCGUUUUCACAGAGCCAUUAUCGGCCAAAAAGGGGAGAAAAUAAAAGAAGUGCGCGACAAAUUCCCAGAGGUCAUCAUCAACUUCCCUGACCCAGCCCAAAAAAGUGACAUUGUUCAACUUAGGGGCCCAAGAACUGAGGUGGAAAAAUGCUCAAAGUUUAUGCAGAAGAUAGUGGCUGAAAUGGUGGAGAACAGCUUUUCUGUCUCAGUCCCCAUCUUCAAGCAGUUUCACAGAAACAUAAUUGGAAAAGGAGGCUCAAACAUCAAAAAGAUUCGAGAGGAAACAAACACUAAAAUUGACCUGCCUGCGGAGAACAGCAACUCGGAGAUGAUUGUCAUUACUGGGAAGAAGGCAAACUGUGAAGCUGCUCGAAAUCGCAUCUUGGCCAUUCAGAAGGAGCUGGCAAACAUCACAGAGAUCGAGGUAUCCAUUCCCUCCAAGUUGCACAACUCACUGAUUGGGUCCAAGGGCCGCUUGGUCCGCUCGAUCAUGGAGGAGUGCGGCGGUGUGCACAUCCACUUUCCUACUGAAGGCUCAGGGAUUGAUAAGGUCACCAUCCGAGGCCCUGCAGAGGAGGUGGAGAAGGCCAAGCAACAACUGCUCGCCUUGGCAGAGGAGAAGCAAACGAAGAGUCACACUGCCGAGCUGCGUGCAAAGCCAGAAUACCACAAGUUCCUCAUUGGAAAAGGUGGCGGAAACAUCCGCAAGGUUCGUGACAGCACUGGGGCCAGGAUAAUCUUCCCCACUGCAGAGGACAAAGACCAGGAACUAAUCACUGUGGUUGGCACUGAAGAAGCUGUGCGGGAGGCCCAGAAGGAGCUGGAGGAGCUCAUCAAGAGUUUGGACAAUGUUGUUGAGGACACGAUGAGUGUCGAUCCAAAGCAUCAUCGCUACUUUGUGGCUCGCCGUGGUCAAGUCCUUAGGGACCUUGCUGAUGAGUACGGUGGCGUAAUGGUGAGCUUCCCUCGCACGGGAUCUCAAAGUGAAAAGGUCACUCUUAAAGGAGCCAAAGAAUGUGUGGAGGCAGCCAAAAAGCGCAUGCUGGAGAUUGUUGAGGACUUGGAAGCUCAAGUGACCAUGGAAUGUGUGAUACCUCAAAAGUUCCACCGAUCAAUCAUGGGUCCCAAAGGAUCACGAAUCCAGCAGAUCACAAGAGACCACAACGUACAGAUUAAAUUCCCAGAACGUGAGGACCCUCAAGCAGCUUCUCCUCCAGAGGCUCCAGUUCAGGAGAAUGGAGAGGCCAAUGGAGAAGUGAAGGAGCCUGUUGACCCAAAUGCACCAAAAAAGUGUGAUGUGAUUGUCCUCUCUGGCCGCAAAGAGCGGUGUGAGGCUGCUGUGGAAGCAUUGAAGGCCUUGGUUCCUGUCACUAUUGAGGUGGAAGUGCCUUUUGAGCUUCAUCGAUACAUCAUUGGACAAAAAGGAAGUGGAAUUCGCAAGAUGAUGGAUGAAUUUGAGGUUAAUAUUCAAGUGCCUGCACCUGAGCAGCAGUCUGAUAAAAUCUCCAUCACCGGCCUGGCCAAUCACCUCGAGCGCGCCAAAGAGGGUCUCUUGGAGCGCGUCAAAGAGCUGCAGGCCGAGCAGGAGGAUCGGGCACUCAGGAGCUUCAAGCUGACCAUCACUGUGGACCCCAAGUAUCACCCCAAAAUCAUUGGCCGCAAAGGAGCCAUUAUUACAAACAUCCGCACUGAGCACGAUGUUAACAUUCAGUUCCCAGAGAAGAAUGAUGAAAACCAGGAUCAGAUUACUAUUACAGGGUAUGAGCACAAAGCCAUAGCUGCACGUGAUGCCAUUCAGGCUAUUGUUGAUGAGCUGGAGGAGAUGAUUUCAGAGGACAUCACCCUGGACAGCAGGGUCCAUGCCCGCAUCAUCGGAGCCCGUGGCAAGGGCAUCCGCAAGAUCAUGGAUGAGUUUAAGGUUGAUCUCAGGUUUCCCCAGAGUGGAGCUGCAGACCCAAACCUUGUGACAGUCACAGGUCGCCCUGAACUUGUGGAUGAAGCCAUCGACCACCUCCUCAACCUGGAAGAGGAAUAUAUGGCAGAUGUUGUGGAGAAUGAGGCAAAGAUGGCUUACAUGAGACCCUCUGGGAGUAGCGCUGCUGCCAUGGAUGAACAACGUGGCCCAUCAAAAGGCUUUGUGGUGAGGGAGGCUCCCUGGACCACUUCCACUGAGAAGGCUCCUGACAUGAGCAGCUCUGAAGAUUUCCCUAGCUUUGGAGCUCCAGUGCCAACCAAGGCCUCUCCCUGGGGACCCAAGCGCUUCUAAGAUGUGCUGCUAAAGAUGGGCCUGAACUAAACCAGACACAAUCUUCCCCCUCAUUGUCCCCUCUUUUGACCUGGACUGACCGCUGACCCUAAAAGUCUUCAGUUCUGAAAGUGUCAUCCCUCUGUCUACUUAUCCUGGUCUACUCUUGCAGAUCCAUCAGUCUAAAAGUGCUUUCAGAUACUGUAAUUGACUUGUGAGCUUUGUAUCUGCAUCAAAUAAUACUGUCUUACGCUGAAAAAAACAGAAGAAAAAAACAGAAAAAGUGACAGACGUUGCGGUCCGUACAGUCUGAGAAGGACUGACCUUUAAAUGUUGAUUAGAACCGACAUUUCAUUGUGGUUUGAACUGUUAUACCAAAUUCAGUGGUGGCCAGACAUCAGUUUAUUUGAGCUGCCCUUAUCUUAGUUGCCUUCGCAGGGUGGGGUUAAGGGAUUGAAUUACUGCUGGUGAUGUGUUCAGACAUGAUGUCUGACCAACACGGGGUCCAGCUGUUUCAGUAACCCACCCCCCUCCUGCUUUACUCAUGUAGCUGAGUGAAAUCUGUCGUUAGCCCUCAAGCACACUAUAGUGGUUGUCCUCUGUCACGACUUUUCCAUUUGCUUGUUACUGUGCUUCUGUGAAUAUGGUCAACUAGUGGCACGUACCUUUAGCCUUAUGAAUUGGUAAACUACAGGAGGGGGGAGUGGUUUCAGCCACUGCAGGAUGGCACCCAUUCAAACUGCCAGAUGCUUGGAGAACAUGCCAGAACUAAACUCCUUACAACACUAGGCCUAGAGCUCCAACGCAUCAGACCUCACACUAACUGUUGGAUGAAACUUUUUGACAAAGUGAAUCACUCUAAAUAAAAAAAAAAAAAAAACCUAAAUGACUGUUUGUGAGCAAAAUAGCAAACCAUCUUGUGCCAACUAUGUGUCUAGUGAUGUCCUGUGUUAAUCAUCUUCUGUAUUGGGUCAGUGUCCAGUCCCUUUGUCUUCCAGUUGCUAUGCAGAUCGUUCUGUUUAAUAGCAAUGGCCCUUUUUUUUAUCAGCCUUACAACUAGAAAGAUACAAACCAAGUAGUGAUGAUGUCAAGGUGCAUUAAUGGUCAACUGGAAAGGUUUGUUUAUUGUUCCUUCGAAAGUUCUCGGAACAUUCCUCCCCCCAGUUACUGUAAUUACUUUAAUUUUGCUUCGAGAGUACAGUUUUAGCUUGUUAGCAGCUAAGUCCUCAUCUAGCAUCAGCCUACCUUGGUUUAUAUCCUCCUAGUAUUGAAUGAAAGAUUAUGCAAAUACCAUUGAAGUGAACGGUUAUGGAUGACACUGGAAAAGAAAUUGUCCAAAAAGUCAAUAAAAAUUGAAAACCUU
Messenger RNA from Sphaeramia orbicularis (orbiculate cardinalfish), 5368 nucleotides. It is a transcript of the gene hdlbpa, whose product is annotated as high density lipoprotein binding protein a. The record is from RefSeq and is a predicted model, not a curated record. NCBI's taxonomy places the organism in Eukaryota, Metazoa, Chordata, Actinopteri, Kurtiformes, Apogonidae. Gene Ontology annotation, molecular function: mRNA binding. Bases 205 to 4026 code for a protein of 1273 amino acids. The transcript has 28 exons.